This is a messenger RNA of Phytophthora infestans T30-4, 810 nucleotides long. RefSeq lists its product as uncharacterized. The record is from RefSeq and is a predicted model, not a curated record. NCBI's taxonomy places the organism in Eukaryota, Oomycota, Peronosporomycetes, Peronosporales, Peronosporaceae. Gene Ontology annotation, biological process: regulation of DNA-templated transcription. The transcript has 2 exons. Gene Ontology annotation, molecular function: sequence-specific DNA binding; DNA-binding transcription factor activity. The coding region runs from base 1 to 810 and encodes 269 amino acids.
AUGCAAACACCUGCUCUACCAGUCAUUGCCACGGGCUUCGUGCGCAAGCUGUAUCGCAUUCUGGACCAGGAGAGUGCGGCUGUCAUCGCCUGGGAUGACGAUGGCACGUCCUUCGUGAUGCUCGACAAUGACGCACUAGAGAGCCAAGUGCUGCCUCGAUACUACCGCGGCCGGCUCAGCGCCUUCCGUCAGCAACUUAAAGAGCACAGCUUCGUAUCCGAGACAACAGAGCAAGGACAGGAGAGAUAUCGCCACCGGUUCUUCCGACGUGGCUGUCCAGAUAUACUCAACCAGAUCGCACACAUGCCUUUGCCAAGGAAGAGGCCUCCUAGAAAGAAAAAGCGCAAGACUACUGCUGUGACAAUUGGUACAACAAGUGACAUCAAGAUAGCAAAGAACCGAGCUAUUAGUAGAGGGGUGCAUCGAGUGGCGCCCUACCCGGUGCAACAAGAACCCGAACCAGAAUUUAAACAUGCUGUCGUCGACCCAGCAGCGUUGGCCGGCAAUCCGUUAUUUGGAGAAGAAGAGUCAUUAAGCAACUUCGUGCAAGGGCUGGCUGUGGACGGGUUAUCUGUACGCCCUUUAGACGCCACAGCUCCGCCAAAAGGUGAACCCAUGUCUGAAGACGUAAUGGAGGCUCUGUUAUCGUUGCUCAGCACGUCCUUCAUCAACAAUAUCUUCGCAGACGGCCGGCCACCCGUGGUUUUGCCGACAUUACCGCCAGGUAUCGUCGAAAACGGUCAGUUCUCCGACGAGACCUUGAACAACCUCAUGCUUUGGGUGUCUGGUAAAGGGACAAGUGCAUCGUGA